AUGUCAUCACCAAAAAAGAAAAGUUCUGAAAAAAAAUUGAAGGACGAAGAUAUAAAGACUAAAAAGAAGCACAUAAUUAAAAAAGAUCAAAAAAUAGAAGAAAGAAAAUUUGGUGAAUCAUUAUCAACGUGUUCGGACGUGGAAUGGGAUAAAGCUGAUCCAGCUUAUGCAUCUGAACUUAUCAAUGUGAAGAAGAAAGCUAAUAAAGUGACAGUUUUUGCUGGACCUGGUGCGAAAACAAUUGAACGAACAAUCAUUCGAACCGAUACACUUUCUGAAAGUCUUGGUAUGAACUAG
Brugia pahangi is the source of this 297-nucleotide messenger RNA. The record is from the annotation of a GenBank genome assembly. Lineage: Eukaryota; Metazoa; Nematoda; Chromadorea; Rhabditida; Onchocercidae.